Messenger RNA from Dinoponera quadriceps, 2339 nucleotides. RefSeq names its product tRNA methyltransferase 10 homolog A. Gene Ontology annotation, molecular function: tRNA binding. Gene Ontology annotation, cellular component: nucleus; nucleoplasm. Gene Ontology annotation, biological process: tRNA N1-guanine methylation. The transcript has 5 exons. The record is from RefSeq and is a predicted model, not a curated record. NCBI's taxonomy places the organism in Eukaryota, Metazoa, Arthropoda, Insecta, Hymenoptera, Formicidae. Bases 35 to 1102 code for a protein of 355 amino acids.
GAUAAAAUUGACUGACCCGCCAUCUAACGGCGUCAUGGAAAAACCUGUUGCGUCUAACAUCGGCGAGUCAAGUCAAAUUAAAAGGAAAGCCAGAAAAGCAUCGCGUUUUGAGACACGACGAUUAUCUAACAACAUGGAUAUGAAUGAUGUAAAUUGUACAGAGAACAGUGAAACUAUAGUCGUAAACAAGUUGCUCGAGCUGCCGAAGAAUCUGAGCAAGAGUCAGUUAAAGAGAGUGAAGAAAAGGGAGAAAUGGCUGGAGCGGAAAGUUGAAAAGAGAUUGCGAGAGAGGGCUAAGGCUAGGGAGAAACGCGCCCACGCACGUGCGAAUAACUUGAGCCUGGGCCCGUCCAGAAAGGUUCUAAAGAGAAGCACCAUGGCAGCUAGCUCUUGCAAGCUCACGGUAACCAUUGAUUUGUCAUUCGACGAGUUAAUGAUCGAUAAGGACAUCGCUAAGUUAACAAAACAGAUACUAAGGUGCUAUGCUUUGAAUAGAAGGGCAACAGCCCCUUUACAAUUUUCUCUCUCCAGCUUCACCGGCAAGUCGCGGGAUGACAUGGAAAAGCACAACGGAUAUGAACACUGGGAUGUCAGCUUUCAUACGAAGUCAUACAUAAAUGUUUAUCCCAAGGACAAGAUCAUAUAUCUCACUAGUGAGUCGGAAAACGUGAUAGAACAUUUAGAUCACGACUGUAUAUAUGUCAUAGGUGGUUUGGUCGAUCACAAUUCUCACAAGGGUAUAUGUCACAAAGUAGCGAACGAAGCGGGCAUUAGGCACGGCAGGUUACCGUUAGACAAGUUCCUAAAGAUGAAAGCGAGGAAAGUGUUGACCAUAGACCAUGUCUUCGAGAUAUUGUUGAGGAUAACGGAGGGUGUUACUUGGCAAGAGGCGUUCUUGAAAGUGCUGCCGGAGAGGAAAAACGCCCGACCGAUCGCUCCCGAGCAGUCCGAGGAGCAAGAGGAAUCGUCAGACUCGAAGUCCUUCGACGCACGUGACACGUCACACGUAACAGACCAGGAGGUUCCCGACGAAGAUACCGACCGGCUCGACUGCAGCGCAGAAACCAACGUUGCGGAGCAGAAUCCGCGUUCGACACAGUGAAUGAGAAUUCUGUAUAUAACAACGGCAUAUUUUUGUAUCGUUCGUUAUAUUUUCAAAUAUAGAGAUGCGUACACAAGAAUAAGACGGCAAACACCAAUUAGAAACGGGCUACAAAAAUUCACUUAGACUCGACACUCUUCUUCGUCUUCUGUCUCUCUCUCUCUCUCUCUCUCUCUCUCUCUCUCUCUCUCUCUCUCAAUUCGAUUCUUCCCGCGCGCAUUUUUUACACAUCUCACGAGUUACGGUGUGUCUGCAUAUGUUCGUCGUUUCCGCUGAGGAUAUACAAUGUUCUUCCGUUUUCUUAAACGCUAACACCUUAAAUUAUUUGUAACCUACUUACAUUACGCUUAUUUUCCUACAAUCGAGCCUAACUAGUAUAUUCUCUCUCUCUCUUUCUUUUGUUCGCUCGCACACCGUACGUCAAUAACAUAACGAAUAGACACGUUUGUACACGUGAACAUGCGUACACAUUUCGGCACAAUAGACUCAACAUGUGAAGUUAUACAAAUUUAGGUAACAAUGUAUAAUCAUUAUAUAUAUAUGUAAUCAUAAUAUAUAUAAUUAUACACAUACAUAUAAUUUGGAAUAGCAGCUUAGAUUUUUUUUAUGAGACGUAGAACUUCGCAUAAAAUAUGGCAUGACUUCAUACGUGAGGCUAUUAGAAGUCGAUUUGUGUACGUCCCUCGUCCCCUCUGCUUCUCGCACGCGCUAUCGUGCGAAGAAAAUUCGUUUCAAUGCCAAUCACUCGUUCACAGCACUUUUUCCACGCGAUUUCCUAUUCGUAAGAUGUGAAUAACAAAGCUCGCCUCGCGACACUCCAGACCCGUGAGCUCCAAGAAAUAGUCACUUCCGUCCGUUCGCGAGUAUACGCAGCGACGAGGUCAUUGUCGUUAGAAAAUCAAGCUUUCCAACAAGUCGUUAGAAUAAAUACGCAACAUAUAGCGAAGAAAAUCAGGCCAUUAGUGACAUCAGAUAACAUGAUUCGAGACUGGGUGACUGGUUUUUUUGAUUAGGUACACAUUCAUUUUCUUAUUCUAUCGUAUAUCUCUAUCUUAUUUUAGCUUAAUUCUAUCUUGGAGCUUUCGUUUCCGGUCCCUUAUCGUGCUUUCUUCCCUCGUUUUCACAAAAUUAGUUCGCGAUCUACUUGCACGUUCCCUUUUCUAAUCUAUCUUGUCUCUCUCUCAUCCCUUGCACCUCUAUCCAUUUUUCUCCUAUAGAUUUCUCAAAAUACAUGUGA